Messenger RNA from Letharia lupina, 426 nucleotides. RefSeq lists its product as uncharacterized. The record is from RefSeq and is a predicted model, not a curated record. The transcript is spliced from 2 exons. Lineage: Eukaryota; Fungi; Ascomycota; Lecanoromycetes; Lecanorales; Parmeliaceae. Bases 1 to 426 code for a protein of 141 amino acids.
AUGUCCGAAUCCACCUUCCACACCACCCGCGAAGAUCUCCGCAAGGCUGAAUCCCAAGUCUCGAAAAAGAACAACGGCAGUGUUCCCGCAGACUCUGAAGUAGCUCAGACAAUGUCCAUCGUCGACCAAAACUCCAAACCCAAAUCCGAAAUCAUCGCCGAGCGUCAGUCCAACCUGCCCCUCCCCGACGACCCUCCCGUGGCCUCGGACUGGAACUCGAGCGACGCCAGCAAAGUGAACGUCGGGUCCGGUGGCGUGGAGAGUGACGUCUCGUACGGAGGGGACAUUCGAGAGCCGGCGACGAGCGACAGCAGCGCGAGGACUGACGGGGAGACGUUCGGUAAGAAUUCGAGUCUGCCUCAAGGUGUGGGGAGGGAAGGACAUGAUGGGUUGGAUGGGCUGCCGAAGGAUGCGUUGAAGAAGUAG